GCUGCUGCUGGUGCUGCUACUGCUGCUGGUGCUGCUGCUUCUGCAGUGAAGGUCACUUCAGUCGUGGAGCUGCCCAAGGCCAGUCGAGCAACUGUUUCGCCACUUUCUGGUCCUCCAUGGGCGUUCCUCUUUUUGGGCGCCAUUUUGCUGUGCUGUGGCAGCUUCGAGCUUGUCGAUGGCCUCAAGUGCCACAUGUGUGGUCAGUACAACGAGGGCGUGGGCUCCAUAACUCCCUGCACCAACUAUUCCAAGGAAAUUGCGCAUCUCUAUCUCAAGGAAUGCACCAAGAAGAGUGAGAAGUUCUGUGUGAAAUAUGUCAGCGAAUUGUCGACUGUGCGAGAUUGUGCUACUGAAUGCGUCGAGAAAGAAAUUUGGGAGACCCAAACCUAUUGCUGCAAAGAAGAUGGUUGUAAUUCUAGUGGACUAAUGAAAGCCUCUAUAUUCUUGGUCUCCUUGCUAAUUAUCAUGUGGUUAUUUUAGACGACUUCUUCAGGAUUUUCAGUAACGAAGUCAAGAU
Molecule: messenger RNA, 517 nt
Organism: Drosophila hydei
Lineage: Eukaryota; Metazoa; Arthropoda; Insecta; Diptera; Drosophilidae
Product: U-scoloptoxin(05)-Sm1a
Exons: 3
Source: RefSeq, a predicted model, not a curated record